This is a messenger RNA of Peronospora matthiolae, 1446 nucleotides long. Lineage: Eukaryota; Oomycota; Peronosporomycetes; Peronosporales; Peronosporaceae. The record is from the annotation of a GenBank genome assembly.
AUGCUGCCACCCAGCAUCCAGAUCCACGAGGGACCUGGCCAAGUUGUUGUCAAGCUCGCUGACGGGAAACCACGCCGCGUAUCUCGGCGCGAAGUGUCGUUGCCGUACACGUUGGACAGCUUUCGCAGUAACGACAAUUUCUUGGUGAUUAAAAUGAAUUAUUCAUUCGAUUGCAUCCUGGGCAUGCCAUGGUUGGCACGCUAUAAGCCCCAGAUCGACUGGUUAGCCAAAUCAGUGAGACGUCGAAGCAAGUUCGACGUCAGCGAAGUGUUCACCCAUCUCUUGGUGUCUCCAAGUGAUUGGCCGAACGUUACAGUCGUGGAUCGUACAUCCACGACACCGGCGGUACACAGAGUGAGCGAUGGCCCUCUCUGUACCGCUUGUUCCGUGCCCCUACGCACGAGUGAUGAUGUCUCCUCACUUUGCAGCGAGGAGUCCGACGUGGACGAGCAGUGGCUCCCGCGUAACGACGACGCGGACGAGCAGUGGCUCCCGCGCGACGACGACGCGGUCGAACAGCGGUUCCCGCACGAGAGAGCAGUGGUCGAACACGAACAAGUGUCCCCACCUGCACCCAUUGUGGUCGAGCAGAGGCUCCCACAAGGGCAAGAUGUGGCCGAGCAGGGGCUUGCCACCGAGUGUGACGUGGAUGGACAAGAGUCCCCACGUGCGAACAUGAUGGUCGAACAGGGGUUCCCAUCGUCGCCUACUGUGGUCCAACAGAGUUUCCCACAUGAGCAAGACGUGGUCGAGCAGGGGCUCCCACACGAGUUUGUAGCGGUAGAGCAGGGGCUCCCGCAUCAUGCGUCGACGGACGAGUAUGGACUUUUCCCGUCACGCGAUUUCGACGUCCUGGAUGAGGACAUCCAGCGUCUAGAGGGGGGUGCAGAUUUAACACCUGACUGCGGUUCGCCAGCUUCGAGCAUGGACUCGAAGCACGAUGGGGACGCAAGCUACGAUAACUCAGCGUUGGAAUGUGUCCACGCUAUUGUGUACGUGGACGGAAGUCCACAAAGACGCCAAUACAUUGAGGUCGCGAGUCCACCUCGCGACGCGUCGUCGAUUACGAGCCUUCCAGGACUCUCCUGGAAGCAUUUUCUACGUGACCUCAAGGAAGGAACGGUGGAACAAGUAUGUCUGGUCACCAACGAGGCUCUGCGCGAGUCUGGUAACCCUGUUUACGACAUUGCACGAGAGUACGCCGACGUGUUCCCGGACAAGAUUCCGGCCGAACUCCCUGCCGAUCGUGGCGUGCGGCACGAGAUUGAUCUCGUGCCAGAAUCGAAAUAUUGUGUGACACGCCAGUGGCCGUUGCCUCGAGACCAAGUCGAGGCUAUUGAUGCAUUCUUCGAAGGUCGUCGCAAGGCCGUUCAUGUGCGUGAGAGUGUCUCACCCCAUUCGAGCCCAACCUUAUGCGUGAGGAAGGCUUCGGAGGCUGGCGUAUAG